AUGGCUACAUCUCGGGGACUUAACCCCGGCUCCCUUCGGUGCACUCGAAACAUCCUUGCAUCCCCUCGUCUUGUUCCCGCCGCAGCUCGCUCAUUGUCCAUAAAUUGUCGCCAAAUCUCUCCCUAUAAUGGCCGAUCUUCGGCAAUCCAGCGCGGUUCGACAGAGCAAUUGCUGCGCAAAGUUUAUAGCAACCGGUCGUCCUUCUCCACAUCAUCGUCUUCCUCAUUACCGGAAUCAGACUGGGAUCAUAACCCGAAUCUGUCUAUCUCAAAUUUCUCCGAACUACCGUCCAAGGACUUCGGAGUCAACCAGCACAUGAUCAUAAACCAAGAGUUCAAGGAGGCAUUGCGUAUGAUUCUUUGGCAGUUUAAAGCGCCAAUUCGAUAUGCAUUUGCCUAUGGCUCGGGUGUUUUCUCACAGAAUGGCAGUACCGCUCCAUCCAGCUCGUUGCACCCCUCGGCCCCAACGGCUAUCAACAAUAUGCAACAGGGAUCUGGUAAAAUGAUCGACUUUAUUUUUGGAGUCUCAUACUCUCAACAUUGGCAUGACCUCAACCUGACCCAACAUCGUGAUCAUUAUUCGGGCAUGGGCUCGCUUGGGUCAUACAUGGUUUCUCAGGUGCAAGACCGCUUUGGUGCUGGUGUUUACUUCCACCCUUAUAUCACUGUCAACGGAACUAUGAUCAAGUACGGUGUGGUCAACCUUGACACACUGUGCCGGGAUCUCACCCAAUGGGACACCAUGUAUCUUGCUGGUCGUCUGCACAAGCCUGUGAAGAUCCUGCGGGAUCACCCGAAGGUGCGGUUAGCAAACCAGGUGAAUUUGCUGUCUGCCUUGAGGGUUGCGCUGCUUUUGCUUCCCGAAAGGUUUAGCGAGUUUGAGUUAUACUCCACAAUUGCUGGAAUGAGCUACAUGGGCGACCUCCGCAUGGCCCUCCCCGCCGAGGACCCCGGAAAGGUGCGAAACAUUGUUUCCGGACAAAUGGCACACUUCCGUCGCUUGUAUGCACCACUCAUUGAGAACCUUCCCAAUGUCGAUUUCCAGGAUCCCCGGUGCAGCCAACAAGAUUGGAUCGAUGAUCCAAACGCUAUCUUGGCCAUGGCACAAGAUAUGGACCCGGUAAAGCGUGGCAACAUGGUUCGUCGCCUGCCCGACUCUUUCCGACAAAAGCUUUACUUCCAAUACCAGUCUCGCUAUCAAAUUCCACGGGUUGACUUUGAUAAGAUGAUCCAGGAGAGCAAGGACUCCGAGGACGUCCUUCGUCGUCCCCAGGGUGGUCCCUUCGAGAGACGCAUUGCCGGUGAUGACUCUCUCCAGGAACAGGUCGCCAUGUCUAUCGAAAAAACGAUCCGCUGGCCUAGUACUGUCCAGACCUUGAAGGCACCUUUGACGGCCGGUCUUAGCAAGAGCUGGACCUAUAUGAAGGAAAAGCGUGACAAGCACAAGAAAGCACAGCAGACAAAGGCUGCGGCAUCAAAGGAAACUUCUUCUGAUCCCAAAAAGCCGGCCGAGGAUUCCAAGCCCUCGGAGACAAAGGAAAACAAACAAGAGUAG
Molecule: messenger RNA, 1554 nt
Organism: Penicillium brevicompactum
Lineage: Eukaryota; Fungi; Ascomycota; Eurotiomycetes; Eurotiales; Aspergillaceae
Product: phosphatidate cytidylyltransferase
Exons: 1
Coding region: 1-1554 (517 amino acids)
Biological process (GO): cardiolipin biosynthetic process; CDP-diacylglycerol biosynthetic process
Cellular component (GO): mitochondrion
Molecular function (GO): phosphatidate cytidylyltransferase activity
Source: RefSeq, a predicted model, not a curated record